UCUCCGUUCUGGACCUAGUCUGAGUCUUUUAAUGGAGAUUUCUAUCCUGCUCUAUAGGCUUAGUAUCUCCGCAAAAGAGUCGGCCUCCAACUCUGGGGGAAUUCCAGGUUCCACCCUUCUGGGAAUGGUCUCUCCCACACCUCGGGGCGGGGCUGAGGCACUCCCCGGCUCCACUCAGCUCCCCUACAGUUCAACGGAGACGCGGGAAAAUGGCGGAACGCCGUUUCAGGCCUUUGGGGGGGUCCUUCUCGGAAGCCGGACCUAGUGUCUCAGUGAACCCCAAGGCUAAAGGGAGAAGAGUACCAGCUGGAAGAAUAGUAGAGUCUCGGUAUUUGCAGUGUGAGAAGAAAAAAGUUGUUAAGGCACUUGCAUCUGAUACUUCAAUCAACAGUUCUAAUGGGAAACAGACCGAAAGUGGAAAAAAAUCUGCUGUAUCUCAGAAGGGUAGCACAGGUAUUUCUGCUGGAUCAUUAGAUACUAAUCAAAUUGAAAAGGAUGAUCUACAAUCAACUCUGUUAGAAGGGCAUAGAGCUGCACCUCCUGAUCUGGAUCUUUCUGCUAUUAAUGAUAAAAGUAUCAAGAAAAGGACUCCACAGUUAACCAGUAAAACUAAUACAGCACAAAAUUCCAAAACACCAAAAAAACACAACACAGUUUCACCAGAAGAUAUAAAAAUGAUGGAGUCACAGACAUUACUUCUAACACUUCUGGCGGUGAAGAUGAAAAAACAUCUUGCUGUAAUGGAAGAAAAGGAAGAAAGAAAUCUAAUCAUGUUAUGUGAAGAAAAGGACAGACUGCAAAAAAAAGUGCAGGAAUUGAAACGCAAGCUUCUAUUUCAUCAGAAAGAGCAAGACAUGGUGGACGUCCUUGCUACUCAAAGUGAAUUGCUUGCUCCCUUUGUGGCAGUGUCUGAGGGUUUUAAGAAGGAUUAUAAAACUUUUGCAACUGCACUGGACUCUACCAGGCAUGAACUCCCUAUGAAGUCCAUUCACAUGGAAGGAGAUCAGGACCAGUUUUUAGAUGAGCUACAACACCAGCUGUCUAUCACACAAAAUUUGUUGGCAGAAAUUACAACUGACCACUUAGGAGAUAAUGCUAAAGUGUUUGAUGUGUUGGGUGAAUUUAAAGAAGUGGUACGGAAAAAGGAUAUAGAACUCAAAAGGAACAAGAAGCAUCAUCCAAGUAUCUAUCGGCAAUCAGAGUCAACUCUUCAUUUCAUUCGAUCCCAGGAGCUAGUCCUGUGGAAUUGAACGCUAUAUUGAAAGAGAGAAGACCUUGCAAGAACCACUUUCAUCAUCAGAAGAACAACAUUCUGCUCAGAACACAUAAGAGAGAAAGCUAAUUUUGACAAUAAUGUUUUUAGAUUUAAAUCAAGUUUAGAAAAAAGGGUGGAGUUGUCAGUGGUCACUGAACAGUUUGAGCUUUGUUUUCAGGAAUGCACACAUCGGAAGCUAGUCUUUGCACAACUGUUUAAGCCCGCAUCCAUAACUAAGCUUAGCAUGUCAUUUCAACAAGGAAAAGAAUCUGAUUACCUUAUCACACAAAUAUACCCAUUUUGACUGUUCCAUUUGGAAUAGAUCAGAGAAAUUGCUAUGAUUUGAUUCCCAGCAUGAAAAUAAAGCUUUAAUGCUGACUUUCAAAAUCAAUGAUCCAAACCAAAUGUUAGUUUCUAUGUCAAAGGAAGUUGGCAUUUUUGUAUAAGAUCCCGGAAAACAGCUUUUCUUGGGAAGUUCUGUGUUUUUUAACUAUUGCAGGGUGCUACACAUUUAGUAGCUUUGAUGUAUAAUUCAGAUAUAAAACUUUAAAUUUCUAUUUGUGGCACAAUAUCUAAAAAAGAAAAGGAGAUUUUAAAACUUGCUUAUUAACUUCAACCACAACAAAUAUUAACUGCUAACUACGUGCAAAGCACUAUGCUUGGUGCUAAAGGGGAUAUAAAGAUCAAUACAACCUAGUCCCUGUCCUCACCAAAGCUUUCAUUGAAGGAACUGGCUGUAGCACUUACAGAUAAUGAAUACAAAAUGAUAUUGGAUAAAUACAAGAUUGGUUCAAACCCAGUAUAUACAGUAGCAGGAGUGUGGCAAGGUAAAAAGUAUUUUUCCUUACUGAGAAAUCAGGAAGGACUUUAUGGAAGGAGAUGGCAUUUGAAUUGGAUCUUGUAGGAUGGAUAGAAUUCCCACAGGCAGAGAAAUGGAAGUAAGGGUGAGUUAGGAAAGGGAGACAUUCCAGGUAUGGGGAACAGUAAACAAAAGAAUCGUGUGGGGUCUACAUGUAUGAGAAAGUUAAUAGUCCCAUUUGACUGAACAUAGUGUGUAGAAGGAGUAUGAAUGAGCAGGAAGGAGCUUUUGAAGAGUUUUGAGAUCAUGACUCUUGCAGACCAUCUUUCAUUUAUUCAUUCCAAAAACUGCUUGACAAACUGCUAAGUCCAUAGUAUUAUGACAGAUGAUUUGGGGUAUCUCUGCUCCAAUGCUUUAUUCUGGUGGGGGCAGUGACCCUAGGUUCUUGAAGGCUGUGCCAGCAUUGUGUAAGCUCUGUCAGAUUUCAUAAUUUUAGAAAGGCUUUGAGUAUGGUGCUAGCAUUAGACCAAACCCCCUCCUCCCCCCAAGGACUAAACUACCUUACAGCAGAGAGAAAGGUUAUUGGAUGGGUGGCCACUUGGUAAUGAAUUUUUUUUGUGACGUCAAUCAAUACAACAAAGAAAAAUAGGGUGUACCCUUAAUCCUGAGCACCCCACUUCCACUUCUUCAGGGUUAGUGGCAUAAUCACAGAAGAAGGAGCAGGAGUGCUAAGAAUCACACAGUAUUUAGAUCCUUGGUAAAUUUGAAUUUUAUUAUUGAUAUACUAAAUUCAAGCUCCUUGUCCAAGACAUUUGGACAUUUUGAGUUGGACAAUGUGCAAGCAGACAUUUUGCUGGAGGAGCUGAAUCAUAGUACUCUUAACAUUCUUGCUAUAAGUGGAAUAAGGAGAAAGAAAUUAUAGAUAAUUGGAAGGAUGGCUUACAAGUACAUUUUAAAGAGGCAAAGAAAGGAGUUGUUGGAGUAAGUUUUAUUGAAUAUACAUCUAAAAGCAACAAGAAAUGUCAUUUCAUGGGAUAUUUGGCCAUCACAUAUUACACUACUAAUGAUAGAUAUUUGCAAAAAGACCACCAUGAAAAUAAUUGCAUCAUAUGUACUAAUAUUGGUUAUUGAAGAUGCAGUGAUAGACAAAUUCUAUGAAGAACUCAAAAAACUCCAAAUUAAAUCUCGCACCCCAAUUCUUGGUCACUUCAAUGAAGGUGGUAAAAGAUGAGGAUGGGGAGAAAUGUAUGGGAAAGCAUGGUUCAGGGAAGAAGGAAUGAGAAGCCUUAUAGAUUAGACAGAAGCCUUGAAUCUGUAUAUUAUGAACACUUUCUUCAAGGAAAGACUUGGCAGCUAAGUGGCACAGUGGAUAGAGCACCGACCCUGGAGUCAGGAGGACCCGAGUU
Molecule: messenger RNA, 3460 nt
Organism: Phascolarctos cinereus (koala)
Lineage: Eukaryota; Metazoa; Chordata; Mammalia; Diprotodontia; Phascolarctidae
Gene: HAUS8
Product: HAUS augmin like complex subunit 8
Source: RefSeq, a predicted model, not a curated record